AUGGAUUUCCUGCCAAACUUUUCUUCUGUUACUUGGCUGCUCCUCAUUGUUUUCCUUAGCCUCCUGGUCCUCUAUGGGAUAUGGCCCUUCCAGGCCUUCAGGAAGCUGGGCAUUCCAGGGCCACAGCCUCUGCCAUUUUUGGGAACUUUCCUGGGGUACCGGCAGGGAGUCCUGAAUUUUGAUCAGACGUGCUUUGAAAAGUAUGGCAAAAUCUGGGGGAUUUUUGAUGGCAGGCAGCCUGUGCUGGCUGUUCUGGACCCCAUCCUCAUCAAAAACAUCCUGGUGAAAGAGUGCUACACCAAUUUUACCAAUCGGCGGAACUUUGGUCUGAACGGGUUCAUGGAGUCGGCCCUCAGCCUGGCUGAAGAUGAGAAGUGGAAAAGGAUUCGCGCUGUGCUGUCUCCAACCUUCACCAGCGGGAAGCUGAAGGAGAUGUUCCCUAUCAUUAACCACUAUGGUGAAAUAUUAGUGAAAAACAUUGAGAAGAAAGUGACUAACGAUGAGUUCAUGACCAUGAAGGACAUUUUUGGAGCCUACAGCAUGGAUGUGGUGACCAGCACUUCUUUCAGCGUGAAUAUUGACUCCAUGAGCAACCCUAGUGACCCCUUUGUCACCAACAUUAAGAAAUUUCUCAAAUUCAGUUUCCUAAACCCCUUCUUGGUAUUCUUAGUGUCGUUCCCCUUUGUUGUCCCAGUGCUGGAAAAGAUGAAUGUGACUCUGUUCCCCUCAAAGGUCAUGGACUUCUUCAAGGACAUCUUCAUAAAAAUGAAGAAGGAACGGGAAAUGGGCAGCAGCAUGGACCGUGUUGAUUUCCUGCAACUCAUGGUUGACUCCCAGAGCUCACAUGACAACUCCAAGUCUUCUGGGACUGACUCGUACAAAUCAUUAAGCGACGAGGAGAUUCUGGCCCAGGCUCUUAUCUUUGUCUUUGCUGGUUAUGAGACCACCAGCUCCACCCUCAGCUACAUAUCAUAUAACCUGGCCACUCACCCUGACGUGCAGCAGCGGCUCCAGGAUGAGAUCGAUGCAAACCUACCCAGCAAGGCUGCUCCCACCUACAGCACCAUCAUGCAGAUGGAGUAUCUCGAUAUGGUGGUGAAUGAAUCUCUGCGGCUCUUCCCCCCUGGGGGACGGAUUGAGAGGGUCUGCAAGACUACGGUGGAGCUCAAUGGUGUGACUAUUCCAAAGGGCAUGGUGGUCAUGAUCCCAGCCUACGUGCUGCAUCGGGACCCGGAGUACUGGCCAGAGCCGGAGGAGUUCAGGCCUGAGAGGUUCAGUAAAGAGAGCAAAGAGUCUAUUGACCCCUAUACCUUCCUGCCGUUUGGGGCUGGCCCCAGGAACUGCAUAGGAAUGAGGUUUGCUCUCCUUGUCAUGAAAGUGGCUGUGGUCGUCCUGUUGCAAAACUUCUCGUUCAGAACCUGCAAAGACACUCCGAUCCCACUGGUUCUGGACACGAAAGGUUUCAUGCAACCCAAGGAGCCCAUCGUCCUGAAGAUGGUCCCCAGAGCCCAUGCUGACCUGGAGAAGUGA
Messenger RNA from Pterocles gutturalis (yellow-throated sandgrouse), 1530 nucleotides. Its product is annotated as cytochrome P450 3A29-like. Bases 1 to 1530 code for a protein of 509 amino acids. Gene Ontology annotation, biological process: oxidative demethylation; steroid metabolic process. Lineage: Eukaryota; Metazoa; Chordata; Aves; Pterocliformes; Pteroclidae. The transcript is spliced from 13 exons. Gene Ontology annotation, molecular function: heme binding; iron ion binding; testosterone 6-beta-hydroxylase activity. The record is from RefSeq and is a predicted model, not a curated record.